AGGAAAGAGUUGCUCGCGCUCCGGUGUACCGUGUACCGUGUAUGUGUGUGCAUUUGUGCGCGGGCGCGCGCGCGGGGCGAGUGAGAGCGCGCUCCCGCUGCUCAGAACUAUAAGGCAAAAAAAGGGAAAAAAAGAAGAAAAAAAAACAAAGCGCGGAGGAAUUUAAAGAAAGGAAGGAAGGAAACUGAGGUGCAGGAAGAAGAGCGAUGCAGAAGCGGAAGGAGCAGGAUGAGUGUGAUGCUCUGCAGGCUCGUGGCGUAUCUCUCCGUCUCUCUGCACGCGCUUAUCUCCCCGUGCCAGCUCCAUCCUCAGCCGUGUGGCAUCCUCGCGCAGAUAGGACACACCAUCCGCCUCGGCGCCGUCCUGCCCUCCCAGCAGCCCUCGCGUGUCCGAGCCGCCCUGAACCGCGCGCUCCUUCACGCCAGAAACCGGCCCCACGCGCCGCUCUUACCCUACAACCUGAGCCUGGAGGUGGUGUGGGCGCGGGCGGCGCACGCGGACCCGGAGUCGGUGUUCAGGUGCGUGUGUCAGGACGUGGUGGUGCGCGGGGUCUCGGCGGUGCUCGCCUUCCCGCAGAGCCACCAGGAGCUCGUGCAGGUGGAGUUCAUAUCCGCUUUUCUGGAGAUCCCGUUCAUCAGCAUCAUCGAGGAAGGUGAAGCGCUUCAGACGCAGUAUUUCUCAGAGACGCCUGUGGAGCUCCUGCUGAUGAUGAUCAGAAAUGAAUUCCCUUUGCACUCGGACGCUUCAGAGCAGCUUCCACAGACAGAAUGUCAGCCAUGUGGACGUUAGACAGGCAACGUGUGAAUAAUGAAAAUAUGCCAUUGUUGUUUUUUUCUUACUGUUUACUGCACAUUACUGCAGAAUCACCGAAAAAUGCACCGUCCAGCUGAGCCUUCAUGAUCACUGCAGCUUCUGAACAGCUGGUGUAUUAUCACACUCUCCACCUGAAACACUGCAACAGAAGAUUCUGGAGUUUCAUCAGACUCUCAGCUCUACAUAUGAUUUUAACCUGUGCAUUAAUAUAAACCUGCACUACUGCUGACCAAUCAGUGACCAGAACUCGGCGGCACUGGGGAUAGUUUAAUACGCUCUACUGGGGAUAAGUGUAGUUUAAUACGCUUUACUGGGGAUGAGUGUAGUAUAAUACACUGAACUGGGGAUGAGUGUAGUAUAAUACGCUUUA
Messenger RNA from Hemibagrus wyckioides, 1183 nucleotides. It is a transcript of the gene grin3ba, whose product is annotated as glutamate receptor, ionotropic, N-methyl-D-aspartate 3Ba. The record is from RefSeq and is a predicted model, not a curated record. The transcript has 2 exons. Lineage: Eukaryota; Metazoa; Chordata; Actinopteri; Siluriformes; Bagridae. The coding region runs from base 229 to 789 and encodes 186 amino acids.